AUGGACAAGAUCCGGAAGGAAUGGAACCAAGCUAUGACCACACACAACUUUAAAGCCAUAACUUUUUACAAGGUACUCAUUGACAAUGGCACAAGAGUACCAUGGAGAAAUCUGAUCCGAUCCAACAAAGGCCAACUGCGAGCGGUAUAUUGUCUAUGGCAAGCUUGUCAUGGGAAACUUGCAACCAAAGAUAGAUUGAAACGAACAAGACACAUAUGGAAGGAAACCCUCGAAUGGUUUAACAUUCAACAUAAACCCCAACAAUGGGAAACAUAA
This is a messenger RNA of Lathyrus sativus (Indian pea), 276 nucleotides long. The record is from the annotation of a GenBank genome assembly. Lineage: Eukaryota; Viridiplantae; Streptophyta; Magnoliopsida; Fabales; Fabaceae.